This is a messenger RNA of Diabrotica virgifera virgifera (western corn rootworm), 6882 nucleotides long. RefSeq names its product serum response factor homolog (gene bs). Gene Ontology annotation, molecular function: DNA-binding transcription factor activity, RNA polymerase II-specific; RNA polymerase II cis-regulatory region sequence-specific DNA binding; protein dimerization activity. The record is from RefSeq and is a predicted model, not a curated record. The coding region runs from base 118 to 1395 and encodes 425 amino acids. The transcript is spliced from 4 exons. Gene Ontology annotation, biological process: positive regulation of transcription by RNA polymerase II. NCBI's taxonomy places the organism in Eukaryota, Metazoa, Arthropoda, Insecta, Coleoptera, Chrysomelidae.
GUAAUGUGCAGUCAGCUGUGAUUGUUUGCUACCACGUCAAGAGUGAAGUGCGCUGCUGAAUCACGUACGUUCGCGAGUUCAUUUGUUUUGUUUUUUCUUGUCAAACUGUGGUGCGAAAUGGAACCCGGCGGGAGGGAUUCCCGUUUUAAUCUAGGCUACAGCAUGAAUCUACUCAGCGGGGAGACUCCACCGGAAAUCUACGGCAAUCCCAACUUAGGACGACCAUCUACAAGUUUACAACAACUCUCACCCCGGCAUACUAUGGUUUCGAGUGCUUGUAACCGCGGAAUUAAGUCGGAUAUAUAUGACGACAGGGCAAUGUCGAGCCAGGGGAUGGGACUGGACAGCUGUGUGAAUGAAAUCAGCGAUGACUCCUACUCGAUUCAGUCGAAGAAAUCACCUCCUAGCAACGGGAAAAAAACCAAAGGUCGUGUAAAAAUCAAGAUGGAGUAUAUCGAGAACAAAUUACGGAGGUACACUACAUUUUCCAAACGAAAAACUGGAAUUAUGAAAAAGGCUUACGAAUUAUCAACAUUAACUGGAACACAAGUGAUGUUGCUUGUGGCAUCGGAAACCGGUCACGUGUACACUUUUGCUACUAGAAAACUACAACCAAUGAUUACAAGUGAAGCAGGUAAAGCAUUGAUCCAGACCUGCCUGAACUCGCCAGAUCCUCCAGCUGGUUCUGCGGGGGGUGACCAAAGGAUGUCUGCCACUGGCUUCGAGGAGACCGAACUCACCUAUAAUAUCUCGGACGACGAUUCUAAAGAUGGAGAGACUGGAUCAGACAGUGACAGUGAAGAGAUGGAAACCACAGAAGAGAUAACGAAUUCCGUCGACAAUAAGCCUUCUCUUAUACAAGUUUCAUCGGCUUCUGCACAUGCAGAUGAAAGAAUUAUUCCCAAUAAUGGUGCCAAGACAAUCGUAGAAACUGAAACUCCUCCUAUUCCCAAAGAUUUCAAAAAAGAAGUUGCUCUUUCUCACCUCAAUACUACUACUCAUGCUGGUACAAGUACUGCUACGAGAAAUAGUGCAAAUCUAAGUGGCCUGUUUCCUCUAAUGGUACCUUCCACUACAGUCAACAUGUCUCUUCCAGCUUUUCCUACCUCCUCCCUUCCAGCUUUUUCUACCUCCUCUCUUCCUACCUCCGUUUCCACAGUACCUGCUUCAACGACAACAUCAACUGUUAGUGGAUCAGAAAACAGAGUUCAAGCUCUUCCUUUGGUGUUACAAACUCCCGCAGGUAUGGGAUACGCUUCAACUUCCAAUGGAAUGAUUCUGGGGUUAUUACAGGGUCCAAAUAUUACUCAACCUCAAUUAGUAGCUAUCCCCAUGAGCAGUGUUACGGGAGGAAACGUAGCUAGCAUUUCACCUGUUGUUAAUAUCGAUAACUGACAAACAUUGUUGAUUCAUAAUCGUGGUUUGGUUCAGUACCUUUUCAGUUCGUAAAAUCUAAAAAAACAGGAAACCUCUGGUAUGGAUAUCUGAAUGAUUUAUAGUUCAGUAGAAGCUAAAAGUUGAUUUUAAUAUUUCGAGGAAUUUGGUUUAAUAUUUGGUUGGCCUUAAUUUAUUUUUAUGAUCUCUUUAAGUCUUUUCAUGAAACAUUUAUUAUUUAAAUAUAUUUUUCUACAACCGUGUUAAAAAUGCAAUUUUUAGCACUCCAUAGGAGCGUUAAAAAUGCUACUUUAAGGCACUAGUGCUUUAAAAUUUUUAUGGCACUGCAAUUCGUAUUGACCGUAUAGGCAAUUUUGAUGUAAUGUCAAAAAGAUAUAAAAAUGGAAUGUCAGUCAAGUUCAAGUAAAAGUUUUUGUAGAUAUUGUCCUGUAAUUACGUUUGUAGAAAAAAUAUUGUAUGAUAUGCGUGUUAAAAAGUACAUUUUUAAGGCACUCAUGUGAAUUGCAGAACUCGCUAUCGCUCAUUCUGCAAACUUUCACAUGCGUGCCUUAAAAUUGUACUUUUAACACUUAUAUCAUAAAUAACUAUUAUUAAGUAGAUAUGAGUCACAUCUCUAGUUUAAACAUGACUGUUUAAUGGAUUUAAAAUCAAAUAAUCAAAAAUAUAAGAAUAUAAUAUAAUUAUUCAAAUUCGCUCAAUCCAAAACUUACACGAUUUUGAAAAUGCGCCUAGCAUUGAUAAAAAAUAUUGGGAACAAGAAAUCGUCACAAACUCCGAUCAUCACUUAGCAAAUGUUAAAUGAGUCUGUUUUUGUUUUUUUAUUUUGUCUAUUAGUCUGUAUUGAGCAUCAAUAUGAAAAAAAGCCACUUAUUCUCCUGUGUGUCCAGCAGUUCUUGUAGUGUUUGUAGGUUCAUGCCUGUGCAGUUUAUAACAGUUUAGACAUCAGUAGUUACGAUAACUUAUAUUAUUAUAAUGCUUGUGGUAGCUUGUUUCUAAUGAUUUUUUUCUUGGACAAAAUCUAAACAAAAUUUAAAAAUCUCAAAUAUUUUAUUCUGACAGUUCGGCCUCCAGAUGUGAGGCUUCUGAUGUGAAUGUCUAUAAGCUUCUGAUUUGAAUGUCAAAGCAAUGAACUUACUCGUGAAGCAGACGAUGAUACUUCCAUAGUUGUUCCUUCUAUUUCCAUACGAUAUAUUUCUUUGUUUAUAUAUCUGAUUACUUCCUAAAAUAUUACUUGUAGUCUUGGAAAAUUUUGAUUUCUUAGUUAUUUUACCUGACAAGGUAUACAUCGUUCUCUUUCGGAACGAUACGUCCAAUCCCCCUCUUGAAUAUUUUCCUUCUCUCCAUGUAUGCUAAUAUUAAGAACAUAUAAAUAAAAAUAAAACCGAGAAAGGUGUAACAUUGGGGAUUUGAAGUAAAACGAAAUGUUAGAUUAAUAUAAAUAUAGAGGACCAAAAAGAGCAUAGAAUUGUAAGGGAAAAGUUCGCUGGUGUGGCGACUAUUAUAAGACACCGUAAACAAAGGUACAAUUUAAAAUAAAUUAUGGACAUACUAUAAAUGAAAUGACCAAUGAAAAUAUGUAUUUACAGCAAGCGAAUUGAACAAAAAUAUAUUUUCUAUAAAUAAGUAAAGAAAAUUUAGGACGAGAAAAAAAAUUAAACAACUUUUUAGAAAGAUAUGGUAUAAGUUUUUCUUAAAAACGUUAAAUAGACAACAAAAAUAAAAUUCAACCCACAUUGAAUAUACACAAAAACAGGCAAGAUACUAGUUAGAAUAGAAUCAAAGACAAAAUUUCAAAUUAAACUCUCCUCCAAAAUUGCAUUUGAAAAUUGUUUAAAACUUGCUCUUUAAAUAACAUUUCCGGGACUAAAAAUUUUUUUAAAUGCUGUUUCGAUACCCUCGUUCCUGAUAAUUUUUGACACAUUUACAAAAGAAAAAGAUUUUCUAGGACCAUUUUUUGCGGAAAUAGCUUUUCCAAAUUUAAAAAUUCAUAAUUUGUUUAUUUAUCAAUACAUAUUAACAUUUAAAAGGGCGUGAGAACAUCUAUCAAUCAUACUACUUAACAAUUCCAUUUAUACAUAAUAUACAUAGUAAAAAUUAUAGAAUAAUGUGAAAGAUAAUGAUUUUUGUAGCGACCUUAAAUGAAAACUUUUUGCCCGAAAAUUGGCGGAGUUGUUUGUUGAACCAAUUUCAAUGGAUUUUUUUAAACUGAUUUUGUUUUUAAACUAAAUAUCAAAGAUUUAAUUUCUGGUGGAGUAAAGAUGAUGAGGCCUUGCUGGAAAGACAUGAAGGUGUUUACGAAUUAAACAAACCGUUCCUAGAAUAUAUAGAAAUGGAAGUGUUAAAAUUCCGUGAUCUCUGAUGUAACUUCUGCAAUGUGUAGAUAUUCUGAGGCCAAACAGAUAUUAGUGCUCUUUUUUGCAAUUUAAAAAUAACAUCAGAUUGAACAGCUGUACUAGAACCCCAAAAAGGAAGACCAUAUCGAAGAUGAGACUCAAACAACUAAAAAUACGUUAUUUUAGAAGAUGCUAAAUUGAUGUCCCUUGAGACAGAUCUUAUUGCAUAGCAAGCUGAGGCGAGUUUAUUACUUAACGAAUCGAUAUGUAGGGACCAUUUGAGGUUGCUGUCUAAAAAAAUACCAAGAAAUUUUACAGAAUCGACGGUACUGAUCUGGCAGUUAUUAAGAGGCAAAUGUUGAAGAGCUCCUUUAUAGGAUAAUACUACUGUCUUAUCCACGUUAAAAGAGAGUAAAUUAGAGUCACACCAGGUCUUUAUCGUCAGUAGAUCCGAAGUUAUAAUUUCACGAAGAGUUGCAAUAGUUGAGUUGCUCCAAGUGAUACUGGUAUCAUGAGCAAAAAGAAAAAUUUUUCCAUCGAUUUUUAAAUUAGUGAUGACAUUUAUAAAGAUAAGGAAAAGUAGAGGACCCAAUACUGAACCUUGUGGUACACCACAUAUAAUAUUUUUGAGACUUGAGUCAGUAUCAUUUGCUCUAACCAGUUGUUUCCUAUUAUCCAAGUAGGAUUGGAACCAAUUCAAAGAAAUACCUCUAAUUCCGUAGAAAUUGAGUUUUUUUAUUAAAAUAUCGUGGUUUACACAAUCACAAGCUUUGGCAUAGUCACAGAACAUAGUGGCAGUAUAAAGAUUAUUGUUUAGUGCUUGGUAAACCUCAUGUAGUACAGAAAACAUGGCAUCAGUCGUACAUUUAUUGGUUAAAAAACCGUACUGAUCUUGUGAUAAAAUGUUGUUAUCAACGAUAAAGGACAUAAGUCGAGUUUUAAUGAGUCUCUCAAUAAUUUUGGAGAAUACCGGUAAUAAGGGAAUAGGUCUAUAGUUGCAGACAUUAGAUUUUUCACCACUCUUAUGAAGAGGAAUAAUAAUGGCUGUUUUUAGGCACUCUGGAAAUUUACCUUUUUCGAAGGAAUCAUUAAUUAGUGAGACGAAGAUUUCCGACACAUUUUCUGUGAGAUUAGAGAAAAUUUUUAUAGAUAGUCCAUCAGUACUGGGUGACUUGCAUUUGAUACUAUUGAUUGUUUGGAUUAGUUGAGUUAUCGACUGGUUUUAAAAAUAAUGAAUUCGAGACCUUUCUUGAAUUAGGGAGAUAGGAAAUGGGAUCUUGUUGCGGCAAAAUAGUUGAUGUUAUAUGUUUACUCAAAUUAACUAAGUAAUCGUUUAGACUUUCAGGGUUGGAAAGGGAAAAUGAUUGAGCUGUGUGAGUUUUAUUUCGAAGAUCGUUUAUUAUGGACCAAGUUUCUUUUGCAACACUUUUAGAGCUUCCCCGACGAUUUUGAAAGUAGACUUUUUUACAUUAUUUGACAAGUUUUAGGUAUGUUGUCCUGUAUUUCAUGAUAUAUUUAGUGACAGAAACGUUGGUAGUAAAUUUCUUGAUGUAUAGUAGUGAACGCAUAUUCUUGGCUGAUAAGCGGAUACCUUUCGUAACCCAAGGUUUCCGAUGUUUUGGCUUAAUAGUAAUUAAAGGAAAGUGCCACUCAGAAGUUAAGCAUAAAUUUUGGAAUUUACGAAAAUUCUGGGCGAAAAAAAUCCUACCUAAACGUCGAAUUUUUGAGGAGGGUUUGCUGAAGAUGUUAAACUUCGUAUACACUGCUUCAUGAUCAGAUAGUCCCGAACUAAUAACUGUAGAGCAGACAUCAAGGGGUGAGAAAUCUGAGACAAUAUAAUCGAUUAUGGUAGAUGUACUUUUUGUAAUCAUUGUAGGAGAAUUACCGUGCAUUGAGAGACCAUACGAUUCAAAUAUGUUGACCAGGGACACUUGGGUAGCACAAGCAGGAGCUUAAUUAUUAAUAUUGAAGUCACCGCAUAGAAUUUUUCUGCUUUUAUGAGGCAGGUCAUCUAACAAAUUUAGCAGGUUCUGAAAAAAUAGUUCCACGCUAGAGUCAGGUGAUCUAUAAAUGUAAAUAAUGUAAAGAUUAAGAUUCUUAUUAUAAACUAAGGAAAACUCAAAGAAGGAUUCACUUAACAAAAAGUCAUAUUUUGUUACCAAAGAAAAAUCAUUAUUUGUAGAAAGAAUUAGGGUGCCCCCAUGAGCCGAACUUGGACGAUCAUAUCUAGCAAUUGUGGUAUAUUUUUCUACAAAAAAAGGCUCGUUUCUACAAAAAAAACCGCAACUUUCGGGGGAAAUCCUAAUUCCUCUAGAAAAAAAAUAAUGCAUCAGUUUUAUUUCUUAUAGAACGAAUAUUAAUCAGAAUCAUGCCAAAGUUGUCAUCACUAAAAUGAUUUGAGGUUUCUAAUCCCUCAGAACACGUCUUGUUGUUUAAAAAUUUCGCUUUGGAGAGCCAAUGUAAUAAUAAUUUCGGUGACAUCCCUUGACUUUUGUAGGUGUAUAAUUUUUUUCUAAGUGAGAAAGGACCUAAAAGCGGCAAGAUCAGCUUCCACUUCAGCUGGACCAAUUCCCUAGGCAUCGUUAAAUUCUAGAAAGUCGUAGUCGGUAGUCCUUCGGAAGCCAAAAAGAGUUUAACGCUGGUAUUGGUAUAUCCAUCAUAAAAUACUGAAGCAGGCUGGUCGUGUAAAAAAGCAAAAUGUUAUGAGUUCGGAUCCAGGUUUUUUUGUUCGUGUACGUUAAGGAAAAAGAUCCUCUACUUACAGUCAUUUAAAUUGGUUUUAUUACCUUUAAAUUAAAUUCGUUGUCAUUGUUACACACAUUUUAUGAUUUUAGCAUUACUUUCUUGUGGGACUUACGAUGCUGUAUAACUUGUAAACAGCAAAACCGGUCGCUCCAUCUUACUUUAAACCAAUUAAUAAUAAAACCAGUUUAAAGGAUAGUGAGUUAGAGGACCUUUUUUCCAUAACGUACAUGAAUAUAUGCUCACUUUCUUUUUUGGUUUCGGAUAGGACGAAGUUUUUUGGCACUGCCAAAGCCGGAUAUGGUCCGAAGUAUUUUGUAGCCGAUGCUCUUAUGGCAUGCAAGUGCAUAUAGUACGUGCAUACAGGGUUGGCAGGUUUAAACCAACAUGUUUAAAACCAUGGUUUAAAUCA